AAGAGAGAGAGAAAGAGGCAAGGGAAGGGAAGAGAGAGAAAAAGGAGGGAACAGUUAAUGGCGGAGCAGUAUAAGGAAUCGCGUCUCUCUAGAAAUCUGCCAUAAGCUGUAAAAACAGUUGAAAGAAAGAAAGAAAAAAAGCAGAGAAAGAAAGAAGAAGAUAGUGUUGAUGUUGUUGUUAGUGAAGAGGAAGAAGAAGAAGAGAGAUUAAAAAAAAAAAAAAAUCUGUAAAUGAGAGCUAGAAAAGGAACCUUCUCUGUACUUCUCCUUUUAAUUCUCAUUCUCCCCAGUCUUUAAUCUUUUUUUCUCUCUAUUUUACUUUCCCUUUUCUUCUUCUUCAAUUUCACUCUUUAUUGAUCCUUAAAAGCUGUGAUCGAGUCAAAGGUCUUAGUUUGUUUUUUGGUGGGUUGUUGUCUUGUUGAUAUUGGAUCUGUUUCUUGGUCCAAGAUUGAAAUCUUGAGGGGUUCUUGAUUUUGAUAUAUCUAUAUCUGAAAUUGAUGUAGAACUUUGGUUUUAUUUAGAAAAAAAAUAUAAAAAAAGAAUCUGUUUCACAUCCAAAUCUACCCACCAUUUUUGUUGUGGGAGGUUUUUUAAAAACUUCAUAUUCAUACUAAAAAAAAAUCAAAGUUAAUUUUUUUCUUAAUCUUCCAUUCAAAAAUCUGAGGGGAGAGAAUAGAGAAUAGAGAGUUUUUAUUUUCUUCUUCUUCUUAUAAUUAGGAGUAUUUUGAUAGUUUAUGGGAAUACCUGAUGCUUCACUGCUAGAUCUACUCAAGUCUUGGAUAACUUCAGAUUCAAACCAAUCUCCUUUGUGCUACUUUGAAACAACCAUGCCUAUCCUUUCCAAAACCUGCAAUGACUGUGGAACCAACCUCCACUGUGGCUACUGCUGCCUUGCCUGUGGCCAUUCCUGGUGCAAGAGCUGCUACUCUGAAUCUGACUCAGAGGAGAGACCAGAAGAUCUCAAGAAGCUGUGCAGAGAAUGUGAUGGUGAGGUUCUUGAGCUGAGAGGGAAGAGCUAUGAUAAGGUUCAUCCUGGUGAUAGCCCUGAAAGUGAGAACUCUAGCCUUGAAAUCAGAGAUUGCAGGAACAUCGCCUCUAUUCGUUGCUAUCCUAGCAGGGGAGAGGAGGAAGAAGAAGGUAGAAACUGUGGUAAAAGCCCUUUGAGUGAAUACUAUCAAGACAGUUCAGAUGUAGAGUCUGCUAGUGUUAGUGCUAGUAGACAUGAGCAUUUUAGUUGUAAGUCUUCUGCUGGGUCCAGUCCUCACGACAGUCCAUUAAGGAACAAUUUUAGUCCUCUUGGGCGCUUUGUACAGCACGCCAAAGACCUCAGUCCUACUAAGCCAGAUCAGAGCCAGGAGGAGGAUACGUUGCAAGAACCGUUGGAUUUUGAGAACAACGGACGCAUCUGGUAUCCUCCCCCUCCUGAAGACGAGAAUGAUGAAGCUGAGAGUAACUACUUCGCAUAUGAUGAAGACGACGAUGACGAUGAUGUUGGGGAGACUGCUACCGAGUUUUCAUUGAGUAGUAGCUUUGCUAGCCACGCCCCUAAACUAGGAGACAACAGUAAUGAGCCUCUUCGGACAGUGGUGCAUGACCAUUUCCGAGCUCUAGUUGCAGAGCUAUUACGCGGAGAGGAGCUUACUCCUUGUGAUGACGAGGGCAGUACUGGUGACUGGCUGGAUAUCGUCACUGCUUUAGCGUGGCAGGCCGCCACUUUCGUAAAGCCGGAUACUCGUGCAGGUGGCAGUAUGGAUCCUGGGAGCUAUGUUAAAAUCAAAUGCCUAGCAUCAGGAAAUCAAACCGAGAGCAUCCUCAUCAGAGGGAUAGUGUGCAGCAAGAACAUAACGCACAAGCGAAUGACGUCUCAAUACAAACAUCCAAGGCUUCUGCUAUUAGCUGGGUCUCUAGAGUAUCAACGAGUUGAAGGACAGUUAGCGUCAUUUAACACGUUGCUCCAACAGGAAAACGAUCAUCUCAAGGCGAUUAUAGCGAAAAUAGACUCCCUUCAUCCCAAUGUUCUCUUGGUAGAGAAAAGCGUAUCUUCGUAUGCUCAGCAGUACCUUCUAGAGAAGGAUAUUUCGUUGGUGCUCAAUGUGAAAAGGUCGUUGCUGGAUCAAAUAGCCCGUUGCACCGGUGCUGUUGUUUGCCCUUCUGUAGAUAGGAUCUCUACAGCUCAGUUGGGGCACUGUGAGGUGUUUAGGACUGAGAAAGUGCUGGAGCAACAUGAAGCUGGGAGAAAACCUUCUAGGACAUUGAUGUACUUUGAAGGUUGUCCUAAGCGUCUAGGUUGCACGGUUGUGCUUAAGGGUAGUUGUCGUGAAGAGCUAAAGAAGGUGAAGCAUGUUAUUCAAUAUGUUGUGUUUGCAGCUUACCACUUAUCAUUGGAGACAUCGUUCCUUGCGGAUGAAGGUGCUUCUCUUCCUAAGAUUAGACUGAAGCAGCAACCAGGGAUGGUGCGGUCGGCUUCAGGUAGGAGAAUGAUUGAUGAUAGCAUCUCCUUAGUAACUCAUUCUCCUGCAGAGAAAGAUCUUCAAGCUUUGAUUGAUACAGCUGGACAGGAGGAAGAUGAAAACACAACACUGGUGCCAGAGAAUGAGGACUUUGAUCCCAGUCUAUUAUUCUCAUCUUUGAAAUCUUGUGAAGCUGACACUGAGCAAUGUGAUGCCCUGAAUGGAGAUUUACCUGACAGUUUGGUAAUAAGAUCAUAUUCCUCAACUGAUUUGCAUGGAGAAGUCACUCAACAGUUGAGAGGUGAAGAGGAGAAUCUUGAUGAAGAUGACAUGUCCAGUGAAUAUUUCUCUGCAGCAGACUCUCACCAGAGCAUACUAGUCUCGUUUUCAAGCCGUUGCGUUCUGAAAGGAUCAGUAUGUGAACGGUCAAGACUCUUGCGGAUCAAGUUCUACGGAUCCUUUGAUAAACCUCUCGGAAAAUACUUGAAAGAUGAUCUCUUCGAUCAGACAUCAAGCUGUAGAACGUGCAAGGAGCUGGUUGACGCACAUGUCCUCUGCUACUCUCACCAGAAUGGGAAUCUUACUAUAAACGUUAGACGUCACUCGUCCAAGAAGCUUCCUGGUGAACAAGAUGGGAAGAUAUGGAUGUGGCAUCGGUGCUUAAGAUGUGCACAUGUAGAUGGAGUCCCGCCUGCUACUCGUAGAGUAGUUAUGUCUGAUGCUGCAUGGGGACUCUCCUUUGGGAAGUUUCUUGAACUUAGCUUUUCGAAUCAUGCUACUGCUAAUCGUGUUGCAUCAUGUGGUCAUUCACUUCAGAGAGACUGCCUUCGUUUCUAUGGAUUCGGAAACAUGGUUGCUUUCUUUAGAUACUCUCCUAUCAAUAUACUUACUGUCUUCCUUCCCCCAUCAAUGCUUGAAUUCAACAGCCAUCCUCAACCGGAGUGGAUACGCACAGAAGCAGCAGAGCUUAUGGGUAAGAUGCGGACUAUGUAUGAAGAGGUAUCUGUUAUGAUCAAACGCAUGGAAGAGAGAAGCAGUUUACUUGCACCUGAACAGCCUGGAGCCUCUGAACUUCAGAGUCGCAUCAUGGGAUUAAAAGAUCAACUCGUAAAAGAAAAAGAUGAAUACGAUGACGCCCUGCAACCCAUUUUUGAAGAAAGUCUUCAAAAUCAAGGGAGUUUGGAUAUUUUAGAGCUGAAUAGACUGAGACGUGCGCUCAUGAUUGGUUCUCACGCUUGGGACCAUCAGCUUUACUUGCUAAACUCUCAACUCAAAAAAGCUAGUGAUGGCCAAAGACUAGAGAUGCAGGAGCCUCCAAAGCCUGACCAGGAAGGUGCGGAUGAAGUGGAAGGGAGAGCUCACUCUGAUGGAGAAGCUAACGGUGAUGAUAACAAACUCUCUCCUGGCUCUUCUCUCUCAGAGAGGAUAGAUUCAGCGUGGCUAGGCUCGUUUCAGACGGAUUCUUCAGCUGUUAGUUCUCCACUCCGGAGGCUGGCAAAGCCAAUAAGAGUCCAGUCAUUCGACUCAGCGAUACGGUUUCAAGAAAGAAUCCGAAAGGGUUUGCCGCCAUCUUCUUUGUAUCUCUCAGGCAUCAGAUCUUUCCACGCGUCCGGCGAGUACAGGAACAUGGUGAGGGACCCUGUCUCCAACGUGAUGAGGACUUACUCACAGAUGUUACCUCUAGAAGUGCAGAAGCUGGAUCUCAUCGUUGGCUCAGCUCCUACGUACAUCUCCUCAGCGUCUCAGAUGGCUGAUGGGGCUCGGAUGUUGAUUCCUCAGCGUGGCCUCAACGACAUUGUGGUUCCUGUGUAUGAUGAUGAUCCCGCGAGUGUUGUGUCAUAUGCUCUCAACUCCAAGGAGUAUAAAGAGUGGGUUGUUAACAGAGGCAUUGCUAAUAGUAGUAGUAGUAGUAACAAAGAGUCUGAGCCUUCUACGUUCUCCACGUGGCGUUCUCUAGGGUCGAUGGAUGUUGAUUACAUUCAUCAUGCUGUGUAUGGAUCUUCUCAAGAUGAUAAGAAGUCUCCUCAUUUGACUAUUUCCUUCAGCGACCGCUCUUCCUCUAACUCAAAUGAAGGGAUGGUGAAGUUCUCUGUGACGUGUUAUUUCGCGACGCAGUUCGACGCUCUGAGAAAGACGUGCUGUCCGACGGAGGUGGACUUUGUGAGGUCGUUGAGCCGGUGUCAGAGAUGGUGUGCCCAGGGAGGGAAAAGCAAUGUUUACUUCGCCAAGUCAUUGGACGAGAGGUUUAUUAUAAAACAAGUCGUCAAAACGGAGCUUGAUUCUUUUGAGGAUUUUGCAACUGAAUACUUCAAGUAUAUGAAGGAGUCUCUCAGUUCAGGGAGCCCCACUUGUCUAGCUAAGAUCCUCGGUAUCUAUCAGGUCUCUAUUAAACACUCAAAAGGUGGAAAAGAAACGAAAAUGGAUCUUAUGGUGAUGGAGAAUCUCUUCUACAACAGGAGAAUAUCAAGAAUCUAUGAUCUCAAGGGAUCUGCACGGUCACGGUACAAUCCAAACACAUCUGGAGUUUUGCUUGACAUGAAUCUUCUUGAGGCACUACGGACAGAACCAAUAUUCUUGGGAAGCAAGGCAAAGAGAAGCUUGGAGAGAGCUAUAUGGAACGACACAAGCUUCUUAGCUACUGUGGAUGUAAUGGACUAUUCAUUGCUGGUUGGGUUCGACGAAGACCGUAAGGAGCUGGUUCUUGGAAUCAUAGACUUCAUGAGACAGUACACAUGGGACAAGCACCUUGAGACUUGGGUGAAAGCUUCAGGGAUUCUGGGUGGACCCAAAAACGCUGCUCCAACCAUAAUCUCACCAAAACAGUACAAGAAGAGGUUUCGAAAGGCCAUGACCACUUAUUUUCUAACGGUUCCUGAGCCAUGGAACUCCUGAUUGAGUAAAAGAAAGAACACUAUUUUUCAUCAUUCUUUUGUUUUACUGAUCUUGAUUUUUUCUUUUACAGUAAUAAAAAAAAAGAAAUUGGUUUAAGUAGACGGAACAUAUAUACAUGUUGGGACCUGACUUGAUUGAAUUUAUCCUUUUUUUGUUUGUUUGUUUGUUUGUUUGGUGUCUGUUGGUUUCUCUGAGUCUGGAGAAUUGUAUAUUGUAAUUAUUGGCUAAACUUAUGCCCCUCAGAUUGAAAAAAAAAUACUAAUGAUUUUCCUUUUUCUUAUUGAUC
This is a messenger RNA of Brassica oleracea var. oleracea, 5628 nucleotides long. RefSeq names its product putative 1-phosphatidylinositol-3-phosphate 5-kinase FAB1C. Bases 735 to 5342 code for a protein of 1535 amino acids. Gene Ontology annotation, cellular component: endosome membrane. The record is from RefSeq and is a predicted model, not a curated record. Gene Ontology annotation, molecular function: 1-phosphatidylinositol-3-phosphate 5-kinase activity; ATP binding. NCBI's taxonomy places the organism in Eukaryota, Viridiplantae, Streptophyta, Magnoliopsida, Brassicales, Brassicaceae. Gene Ontology annotation, biological process: phosphatidylinositol phosphate biosynthetic process. The transcript has 9 exons.